AUGCAAGUUGAAGUCAACCCCAACGAAGAUACAGAAUGGAACGAUAUUCUCCGCAAACACGGAGUUAUCCCGGAGAAGCCUCAGGACCCUGAACCUCUCAUUCAAGAGGCCCUUGUUGAGGCGGAGCGCAAAGCCUACGAGAACCGACUAGAAGAUAAAGAUUUGGACGAACUAGAUGAGCUCGAGGACGAAGAGGAUGAAGAGUUCCUUGAACAAUAUCGAAAGCAACGUCUUGCAGAGCUCUCUACGCUCCAGAAAACCAGUCUAUACAACCAAGUUUACCCUCUUCAGAAGGUCGACUAUGGAAGAGAGGUGACUGAGGCAUCCAAUAACGCCUUUGUACUUGUGCAUCUGUCCUCGUCUUCGAGUGGCAAUGUUGAGUCGCAGCGCUUGACGGAGCUAUGGCGGCAGUUGGCUACUAAGUUUGGCGACAUCAAGUUCUGCGAGAUUCGCGGCAAUAUGUGCAUUGAAGGGUAUCCGGAGAGAAACACACCAACAAUCCUAGUGUAUAAGGAUGGCGAGAUAAGAAGACAGCUCGUAACACUCAGGGAACUGAAGGGCCCUAGGACGAUGAUUGAAGUCUCGGUAUUAAUUUCUACCUCGAUAGAUCUCGAAAGGAUGCUCCUAGACUUAGGCGCCCUCAAGGAGAGUGAUGUGCGUUUGAAGAAGCGGUCUGACGACUCAGAUGACGUUCGUCCAUCGAAGAUAAAACAGUCCCGGGUAGACGAUGACGAUGACGACUGGGACUGA
Messenger RNA from Aspergillus oryzae RIB40, 750 nucleotides. RefSeq lists its product as uncharacterized. The coding region runs from base 1 to 750 and encodes 249 amino acids. Gene Ontology annotation, cellular component: cytoplasm. The transcript has 4 exons. Gene Ontology annotation, biological process: protein folding. The record is from RefSeq and is a predicted model, not a curated record. NCBI's taxonomy places the organism in Eukaryota, Fungi, Ascomycota, Eurotiomycetes, Eurotiales, Aspergillaceae.